AUGAGAACAGAUGUGGAUAGCCUGUGGAUUUUUGCUUUAGCUUCUAAAUGCAAAUCCUUCACUUCCCUAAACUCCAUGCUUGUUGCAUUUCUCUUUGUAAUAGCAUGGCUACUCUUGAAUUUUAUUUUCUGGGCACACCCAGGCGGCCAUGCUUGGGGCAAGUAUAAAUGGAGAAAAUCAAAAACCACAUCAAAAUCCAUACCCGGUCCAAAGGGUGUUCCAUUUGUUGGAAGCAUGAAUAUCAUGACCGGUUUAGCUCACCGGAAAAUUGCAGCCACGGCGGAGAUUUGCCAAGCCAAGCGUCUAAUGGCGUUUAGCCUUGGCGAAACCAGAGUAAUCGUUACAUGCAAACCAGAUGUAGCAAAAGAGAUUUUGAACAGUUCAGUUUUUGCUGAUCGUCCUGUGAAAGAAUCUGCAUACAAUCUUAUGUUCAACAGAGCUAUUGGGUUCGCUCCAUAUGGUGUUUACUGGAGAACCCUCAGAAGAAUCGCCACCACACAUCUCUUUUGUCCUAAACAAAUCAAAGCCUCGGAAUCUCAAAGAUUCGAAAUUGCUAAUCAGAUGGUGGCAAUGUUCAAUUCACAAAAAGAUGAUACUAUUCGUGUUAGGGAUGCAUUGAAAUUAGCUUCUCUCAAUAACAUGAUGUGCUCUGUAUUUGGACGAAAUUACAGGCUCGACUCUUACAAUUCUGAAACAGAAGAGUUACGAAAACUUGUUGAUGAAGGGUAUCAGUUACUGGGUACACUCAAUUGGUCGGAUCAUCUUCCUUGGUUAGCUGAUUUCGACAUACAAAACAUCCGAUUCCAGUGCUCCAAGCUCAUGCCUAAAGUAAACUACUUUGUCCGUCCUAUUAUUGACGAACACAAGGCCGAAACCGGCAAGCUCCACCGUGACUUUGUCGACGUUUUGCUCAAUCUUCAUGGGACUGAUAAAUUAUCCGACUCCGAUAUGAUCGCCGUACUCUGGGAAAUGAUAUUUAGAGGCACAGAUACAGUGGCAGUGCUGAUAGAAUGGAUAUUAGCCAGAAUGGUGAUGCACCCUGAUGUACAAUCAAAGGUCCAUAAAGAGUUAGACAAGGUUGUCGGAAGGUCACGUGCGCUUGUAGAGUCUGAUUUAACGGAAAUGGUGUUUUUACAAGCGGUAGUGAAGGAAGUACUAAGAUUACACCCACCGGGCCCACUUCUCUCCUGGUCCCGUUUAGCGAUAACGGACACCACCGUCGAUGGCUAUCACGUGCCAGCAGGAACUACUGCGAUGGUAAACAUGUGGGCCAUCAUGAGGGACCCGGAGGUUUGGGUGGACCCACUCGAAUUUAAACCCGAUAGGUUUAUUAAUAAGGGUAAGAAUAUGGACGUGUGCGGGUUGGGUUCUGAUUUGAGGCUCGCACCAUUUGGGUCUGGCCGGAGGGCUUGCCCCGGUAAGACCUUUGGACUAACGACUGUCAUGUUUUGGGUUGGUUCGCUUUUGCACCGAUUCAAGUUUAGGCCUUGCAAUGAAAGGAGUGUGGACUUGUCUGAGGUGCUAAAGCUAUCUUGUGAAAUGGUAAACCCGCUUUCGCUUAUGGUCCGACCCAGGCUUCCCCUUCUAAGUUCAGUGUGUUAG
Messenger RNA from Fraxinus pennsylvanica, 1602 nucleotides. The record is from the annotation of a GenBank genome assembly. NCBI's taxonomy places the organism in Eukaryota, Viridiplantae, Streptophyta, Magnoliopsida, Lamiales, Oleaceae.